Rotaria sp. Silwood1 is the source of this 66-nucleotide messenger RNA. The record is from the annotation of a GenBank genome assembly. NCBI's taxonomy places the organism in Eukaryota, Metazoa, Rotifera, Eurotatoria, Philodinida, Philodinidae.
AUGGAACCAUAUUGUUGUUAUUGUGAUAUUAAACGACGUUUACCACCAUUAUGUACAGUUUCAUUU